Fukomys damarensis (Damara mole-rat) is the source of this 1873-nucleotide messenger RNA. RefSeq names its product dermokine (gene Dmkn). NCBI's taxonomy places the organism in Eukaryota, Metazoa, Chordata, Mammalia, Rodentia, Bathyergidae. The record is from RefSeq and is a predicted model, not a curated record. The transcript has 16 exons. The coding region runs from base 1 to 1584 and encodes 527 amino acids. Gene Ontology annotation, biological process: cornified envelope assembly.
AUGAAGCUUUUGGUAUCUCUUUCCAGUCUCCUGCUGGCCCUGUGCCUGGGCAGUGGGGCAGCGGGUCCAUUGCAGGGUCCUGGGACAGGAGCUGGACAAGGAAUGGGAGAAGCCACUGGCAAUGGAGUUGAGAAGGCCAUUGGUGAAGGAGCUAAAGAGGCAGUCAGCUCCGGAAUUGAGGAUGCCGUUGGCCAAGGGAACGGAGGAGAAGCCAGCUCUGCAUUCAGGGAGGCCACAGGAGAUGCACUCAGCAACAAACUUGGGGAAGCAGCCCACGCUCUUGAAAACACUGGGAGAGAGGCUGGCAGACAGGCUGAGAGCUUCAUUCGACAUGGAACGGAUGCUGCCCACAGCUCUGCUUCUUGGGUGAUUUCCUUCCUUGGGAUGCAGCCUUCCUCUGCUACUGCGGGGUCUCUGCCAUGGGCCUCUGUCUGCUCCCGUUCCUGUCUAACUUUGGGUUGCUCUGCCUUCCUCCUCUAUCAGAGUCAGGGUUUGGUCGUACCAAGUGCAGGUGUGUUGUCCUUGCAGGGAACGUCUGGAGGACACGGCGUGUUUGGCUCUCACGGUAGCACUGGAGGCCAGGGCCAGGGAAGUUUUGGAGGUCCAGGGUCUCCCUGGGGCCAUGGACAACCUGGAGGCUCUGAAGGCAGUUUUGGAACCAAUUCUCUGGGAGGCUCCUGGGGGCAGGGAGGCAGUGGAAGGACCCUGAACCUUGAGACCAAUGCUCAGGGGUCUGCGGCCCAGCCUGGCUAUGGGUCAGUGAGAGGCAGCCGCCAAAAUUCUGGGUGCGCCAACGGCCCACUGUCUGGCUCUGGUGGAAGCUCUACCAACUCCAGGGUAAGAGGAGGAGACUAUGCCCUGGCAGGAGAGCAAGGGAGGAGAGACACAGUCCUGGUCCCUCAUCCACAUCCUCUCCAUUCUGCUCCACAGGAAAGCAGCAGCCAGAGUGGUGGUAGCAGUGGUGGCCAAGGUGGCAGCAGUGGUGGCCAAGGUGGCAGCAGUGGUGGCCACGGUGGCAGCAGUGGUGGCCACGGUGGUAGCAGUGGUGGCCAUGGCGGCGGCAGUUCUGGGUCCAGCCACGAAUCCGAUUCCGGUAGUUCCUCGGGCAGCAGAGGGACAAGUGGCGGCGGAAGCAAACCUGAGUGUGACUACCCGCAGAACGAAGGCCGCAUAACCGGAGAAUCUGAGAGUGAGAACUCUCAGACAUCUCCUGGAGUCUUCAACUUUGACAAUUUCUGGAAGAAUUUUAAGUCUAAGCUGGGAUUCAUUAACUGGGAUGCCAUAAACAAGGGCCAAGUCCUGUCCCCCAGUACCCGGGCCCUCCUCUACUUCCGAAGACUCUGGGAGGAUUUCAAACGAAGGACUCCUUUCUUCAACUGGAAAAAAAUUACUGAGGAUCUAGACCUGCCACCGCUCCAGAAGAGGGCAGGCAGUUCUGAUCAGGUCUAUUACAACCAGCAGGCCUAUCCCACGAUGUCCAGUGGGCAGAACUCAGUGAGGAGUACCCCCAAGGGAGUAACCACACCUUCAUCCUCUGCUUCCCGGGCACAACCUGGUCUGCUGCAUUGGCUGAAGUUUUGGUAGAAAAUGAUUUCUGGUCACUGCUGAGACCUCCUGAACACCAGUCGUCAAGGAGCCCAACCAUACUUCCCAGUCUUCCCAGUCUUCCCAGCUGUGCUGACAGCCACAUCUGCUGGGCUGGGGGCCUGGCUCAUCCGUUCCUCAUUUCUCACUUUGCUGUGGUGUCUUGGUGACCACCAGCCUAACAGAAUAAGCCCCUUUCUGUUCUUACUUUAUUUUGUGACCUGAAGUAAUUGACAAUUUUCCAGAAAAAAGCUCAUGUAUUGAGUUUCUCUGUGGAAAUAAAACAUGA